UAUUGUUUUUGAAAGGUGAGCGAAGAGCUCAGGUGAGUUUCUCUCGUGUUUAUAGAGGCUUCAUUGUCUGACAGACGCUGCUGAGGUUGUUGAAUUCUCUCCAGAUUUAAAACUACAUUAUGCAGUUUGAUAGAAUCUGGUCUGGUUUUCUUGUCUGUCUGGUUCUGGUGCUGGAGUUGAAUAAAAACAGGCCCAAAUUAUUGAUAUUUCAAACAUUAUUGUUAUAGUUUCCAUAAUAAUUGUGGCUUUCUCUGUUACCUGAUUAAUGCCAUACUUUGCUCCAUUUUGGGAAAUAUUUGUUUUAUGUCAAUGACUGACGUAUUUGCGCAGCUCUCAACCAAAUGGAAUAAUGGCGCAGGACUUUAUUUGUCAGGACUUUAUUUGGUUUUGUUGUCCCUCUGGUUCAUACAGUCAGCACGAUCAGCAGGUUUCACCUGUCGAGGAAAAGGUUGAAAAGUUGUUUGACGGGCCAAAUGAGACGCAGAUUGGAGGCUUGUGUCGAGCCAAUAUGGGCGUGUAAAGAAGUGCAGUGAGAUUGGGAGGAGCUCAUGAAGAUAUCACUUGUUAGUUAUUACAAUCAAGGUCAGUCAAGUAUUCAGGACACUAAGGUGCUGAAAUGUUAUUGUUCAGUGAAGGCUGAUGCAGGAUUGUGCUCUCUCUCUCUCAGUAUCACUGCUGGUUGAGUGGACAGAGUUCACUGUUGUGACCCACAAAAAACGUAUGCACUGCAUCUUAUUUUGAUGUCAGUGUUGCAACAGUCAGGUAUUUUGUUUCAUGGAAAUUGAUACUGAGUAACUUGUUUUGGUUUCAGCAGUAGUUGGGGAAUUGCUUUAUAAAGUCAAAGAAGUUCUGAUGAGUCGCUGCAGUGUUUUACUGUGCUCACCCACCAGUUUUAAGCUAUUCCCAAUUCCCUGUCUGAGGAGCAUGAAAGGACUCCAUAUUAAAAUGGUCAGGUGGAUGGAGGCAGUCUCAGUGACGCAAACAUGGAACUGUUGAAGAUUGAAUAUUGAUGUGAAAAUUAAAGAGAUUUUAAACUUGAAAAGACAAGCUACGCAAGUGAAAGCCGAUGACCAGGCGACACACACACAGACGCACGUCUGAGGUGAACGACAAACACAAACAACACCUGAGUUAAGCUUUCACAGGACACAGCCCCUCGCUCACUGGGCGAGGUCCCUCCAUCAGAGUGAGGAUCAGAAGGAGCUGGAAGCUUUAUCUGCAAACAUGGACACAAGUCUUCAGACCAGCGGAGCGAUGCUCACAGGUGCGGAAAGAGAGGAGGAAGCUCCUCCCUCUAAAGCCCCUCUGGGUGAGGACCAUGGCAGCCAGACCAGAGCUCAGAGCUCAGAGCCACUCACAUCAGAAGCUGCUGGACGAGGACACAGACCUGGACCUGCUCCCAGCUGUGUGUCUCUGAAGAGUGACUGGUCUAUGGAUAGACCUGUUUACUUCAGUAGUGUACAGAAAGAUCAGAGGAGGAGGAAGCUUAAUCGGGAGAAACCAGAAGACCCUGAACUCAGCUGUGUGUCUCUGAAGAGUGGCGCAUCAAAGAAUCUUAACAUUUAUUUCAAAGGUGGACAAGGGCCUUCAGGAGAGAGAGAGGAUCAGCAGGUCUCAGAUGUUCUCAGUCUCCAGUGUGUCCAGCAGCAUCAGACAGAUCUGGACUCCACACUUCAGCUCCUUGAGGAGACUGUCAUGACCCUGGUGAAGAAGGAAGUGAGGAGAGUCCAAAGGUUCCUCAGUCCAGAUGAUCCCAAAUACCAGGAUGAUGAGGAAGAGGUGAAGGUGAAGUGUGAUGAGGAGCAGAUGAGGAGCAGCAGAGAAGCUUUCCUGGACUUCAUUAUGAACCUCCUGAGGAGCAUGGAGCAGGAGGAGCUUGCUGGUCGUGUGUGGAGCAGAAGUCGUGCUGGAGCGUGUGCAGGACGACUGAAGAGGAGCCUGCAGAAGAAGUUCCACAGUGUGUUUGAGGGAGUGGCUAAAGCAGGAAACUCCGCCCCUCUGAAUCAGAUCUACACAGAGCUCUACAUCACCGAGGGGGGCACAGACCAGGUCAACCAGGAGCACGAGGUCCGACAGAUCGAAGCAGCAACCAGGAAGCAGAGCAGACCAGAAAGGACCAUCAGACAGGAAGACCUCUUUAAAGCCUCAGCUGAGAGAGAGGGACCAUUCAGGAGCCUGCUGACAAAGGGCGUGGCUGGCAUUGGGAAGACCCUCCUGACACAGAAGCUGACUCUGGACUGGGCUGAAGACAAAGCCCACCAGAACUUCCAGCUCAUGUUUCCUUUCACCUUCAGGGAGUUGAACCUGCUGAAAGAGAAGCAGUUGAGUUUGGUGGACCUUGUUCAUCUCUUCUUUCCUGAAGCCAAAGACUCAGGACUCAGCAGCUUUGAAGGAGUCCAGGUUCUGUUCAUCUUGGACGGUCUGGACGAGUGUCGACUCCCUCUGGACUUCAACAGCCAGGUCCUGACAGAAGCUACAGAGUCCACCUCAGUAGACGUCCUGCUGACCAACCUCAUCAGGGGGAAGCUGCUUCCCUCAGCUCACCUCUGGAUCACCACACGACCUGCAGCAGCCAAUCAGAUCCCUCCUGAGUGUGUGGACAUGGUGACAGAGGUCAGAGGGUUCGCUGACCUCCAGAAGGAGGAGUACUUCAGGAGGAGGUUCAAAGAUGAGCAGCAGACCACCAUCAUCUCUCACAUCAGGAGCUCACGAAGCCUCUACAUCAUGUGUCACAUCCCCAUCUUCUGCUGGAUCACUGCCACAGUUCUGGAGGACAUGUUGAAGAGCAGAGAGACCAGAGAGCUGCCCAAGACCCUGACUGAGAUGUACAUCCACUUCCUGGUGGUUCAGGCCAAAGUCAAGAAGCUCAAGUACCAUGGAGGAGCUGGGACAGACCCAGUUUGGGAUCCUGAGAGCAGGAAGAUGAUUGAGUCUCUGGGAAAACUGGCUUUUGAGCAGCUGCAGAGAGGAAACUUGAUCUUCUAUGAAUCAGACCUUACAGAGUGUGGCAUCGACAUCACUGCUGCUGCACUUUACUCAGGAGUCUUCACACAGAUCUUCAGAGAGGAGAGAGGACUGUACCAGGACAAGGUCUUCUGCUUCAUCCACCUGAGUCUUCAGGAGUUUCUGGCUGCUCUUUAUGUCCACCUCACGUUUUUCAACUCUGGAGUCAAUCUACUCGAUUCACAACAAACAUCUGUCCUGACAAGAAUCUUAAGACACAAACAUCACAUGAAACAGUUCUACCAGAGAGCAUUAAAUGAAGCUGUAGAAAGUAUUACUGGACAUCUGGACUUGUUCCUGCGCUUCCUUCUGGGUCUUUCUCUGCAGACCAGUCAGAGUCUCCUCCCAGGUUUGUUGCCACAGACAGGAAGUAGCUCCUGGAGCCAUCAGCACACAGCAAAGCUCAUCAAGAAGAAGAUAAGUGAGAAAGUGUCUCCAGAGAGAAUCAUCAAUCUGUUCCACUGUCUGAGUGAAGUGAAGGACACUUAUCUAGUGGAGCAGGUCCAACAGCAGCUGAGGUCAGGACGUCUCUCCACAGCUCAACUGUCUCCUGCUCAGUGGUCCACCCUGGCCUUCAUCUUACUGUCCUCAAAGGAAGAUCUGGAGGUGUUUGACCUGAAGAAAUACUCUGGUUCAGACAAGGUUCUUGAGAGGCUCCUGCCUGUGGUCCAAGCUUCAAAACAAGUUCUACUGAGAGACUGUCAGCUGUCAGAGAGAAGUGGUUCCCUUCUGUCCCCAGUCCUCAGCUCUCCGUCCUCUCGUCUGACACAACUGGACCUGAGCUACAACUACAAGCUGGACGAUCCAGGAGUGGAGCUGCUGUGUGCUGGACUGAAGAGUCCACACUGUCACCUGGAGACUCUCAGCCUGAGCUGGUGUCAGCUGUCAGAGAGAAGUGGUUCCCUUCUGUCCUCAGUCCUCAGCUCUCCGUCCUCUCGUCUGACACAACUGGACCUGAGCCACAACGACCUACAGGAUCCAGGAGUGGAGCUGCUGUCUGCUGGACUGAAGAGUCCACACUGUCACCUGGAGACUCUCAGCAUGAGCUGGUGUUUGCUGUCAGAGAGAAGUGGUUCCCUUCUGUCCUCAGUCCUCAGCUUUCCGUCCUCUCGUCUGACACAACUGGACCUGAGCUACAACUAUGACCUAAAGGAUCCAGGAGUGGAGCUGCUGUCUGCUGGACUGAAGAGUCCACACUGUCACCUGGAGACUCUCAGUCUGUCAGGGUGUAGGAUCUCAGAGAGAGGCUGUGCCUCUCUGGCCUCAGCUCUGACCUCUAACCCCUCCCAUCUGAGAGAGCUGGACCUGAGCUUCAACCAUCCAGGAGGACCAGGACUGAAGCUGCUGUCUGCUGGACUGGAGAGUCCAGACUGGAGGCUGGAGACACUCAGGCUGGAUCACUGUGGACCACAGAGGUUAACAUCUGGACUGGAGAGAUACUUCCGUCCACUCUCACUGGACCCAGACACAGCUCACCGACGCCUCCUACUGUCCAACAACAACAACAUGGUGGAGCUAGUGACGGAGGAUCAGGAGUAUCUGGACCAUCCCGACAGGUUUGAGCGGUGUCCUCAGGUGAUGAGCAGAGAGGCUGUGACUGGUCCCUGUUACUGGGAGGUGGAGUGGAGAGGAAGAGUUUCUGUGGCCGUGACUCUCAGGAGAGACGGAGGGAAAGAUGACGAGUCUGAGUUUGGACAGAACCAUUAUUCCUGGAGUCUGAGCUGCUCUGAUGAUGCUGGAUAUAAAGUCUGUCACAACAACAGAGAAAUUGUCAUUGGGAGCUCAGAAGUCUCUCACAGAGUUGCUGUGUUGCUGAAUGCAACUGCUGGAGUUUUGGAAGUCUACAGAGUCUCCUCUGGAGUCAGGACCCCCCUCUCCACCUUAUUCACCUCCACUGAACCUUUGCACCUGGGAUUUGGACUCAGAGAGGCUCCUGGUUCUGGUUCCUCAGUGCGUGUGUGUGACCUGAGUGUGUGAGUGUGUUCAAAUCCCCAUCCAAACUGCUGAAAGUGAGGAAUGAAUCUGUUUCUGAAACAAACAUGUUCUAUGUUUGAAGAAGAGAAACUUUCUCUUUCAUCACUCUCCUUUCUCCAGUAAACGUCUUCAUGUUCUGCUGAGUGGUAUCUUCCUGCUCCUUCUAUCAUCACUGUGUUCAGUCACUGAAAGACUCCUCCAAGUCUCCAUCCUCACGUGAAGAAGACUUCAGCACAUUCUCAAACCCGUCUGUCCUUCUUCUUCCCUGUGGACAGAUCACAUGACAACAAUCUUCAUCCAUGAACUCUUGAACUGUCGGUCGACCUUUAGUGAAGAGUUCAGAUCAACUUUGAAAUAUCUGAUUGAAUGACAACAUUUGUGGAGUCACAAAAAGGAUUUGUAUUUGUUUGUGUCAAAAUAUUGCAGCCAUUUUGAAACAGAAAAAAAAUCAUAUUUGAGAUUGGGUCAAAUUCUAAAGGUGUCUGAAAACAUUUUA
Messenger RNA from Synchiropus splendidus (mandarinfish), 5473 nucleotides. Its product is annotated as NLR family CARD domain-containing protein 3-like. Gene Ontology annotation, molecular function: protein binding. Bases 1225 to 4980 code for a protein of 1251 amino acids. The record is from RefSeq and is a predicted model, not a curated record. Lineage: Eukaryota; Metazoa; Chordata; Actinopteri; Syngnathiformes; Callionymidae. The transcript is spliced from 13 exons.